CCGGCGGCAUGGCCUUCGCCAACCUGGUGCCUAAACUCUACAGAUCUAUAAUUGAAGAUGUAAUUGAAGGAGUGCGGGAUCUGUUUACAGAGGAAGGCAUAGAGGAACAAGUGUUAAAAGACUUGAAGAAGCUCUGGGAAACCAAAGUUUUACAGUCUAAAGCAACAGAAGACUUUUUCAGAAACAGUGUUCAUUCACCUGUGUUCACCCUUCAGUUACCACACUGCUUGCCCCCAACACUGCAGUCAACAGCAUCACUAGUUAUUCCUGCUGGUCGAACUCUUCCAAGUUUUCCCUCAGAAGAAUUGAGUCUUUCCAACUGCAGCGCAAACUUUGCUUUUCCUGGCUAUCCGAUCCAUGCACCAGCAGGUGUGGCCCUGCAGACUGCAUCUGGACACCUUUAUAAAGUCAAUGUACCAAUUAUGGUGACACAAACUUCUGGAAGGACAGAUAUUCUUCAGCAGGUCUUUCAGCAGCUCGGGCAACCUGCAGUAAUACAGACCGCUGUUCCUCCAUUGCACCCAUGUUCUCUUCAGGCAGCUCCUGAAAAAUCGCACAGAAUGGGAAGUGUGCUGCAACAGCCCACCAUUCUGCAUUCCGUGCCAAUGGACAGGAAACAUUUAGAAAAUGCCACCAGUGACAGAUGUGUCCUUUCUGGAAAUGAACAUAAAACCAUGUCUGAGGCUUUGCUGAGGCAGCAGGAGAGCUCACAGUACAUCAGUCUCCCGGGUGUGGGAUUUCCUCAUCAAGUCUCUCUGGCAGAGUCGAGCCUGGAGCCAGGGCUUGUCUCAGCUAAGGUGCCUCAACAUCUGCACAGCGGCUUCUCCAAGGGCCUUCAGGGGACUCUCAACCCUGUACCUGACACACAGCUUCAUGACCUUAACGACAGAAUGCACGGAUAUGAUUCCAUGAAGCAACUGAGAAAAACAGAGGAGCCCAACAGCCUCCCUGUGCCCGCAAAGAAUUCUAAUUCUGAGGUGGAUUUGAACAUCCAGGUAACUGAUGAUGACCUUAAUGAAAUAAUUCAGAUAGAUGGAACUGGUGACGCAUCCUCUAAUGAAGAGGUAGGAAGCAUUAGAGAUGCGGAUGAGAAUGAGUUCCCUCGGACUGCCGAUGCAGGUGAUCUGAAGGUGCUGGAGGAAGAAGCGGACAGUGCCUCAAACGAAGAUUCAACUGCGAACAGCAGUGAUAAUGAAGACCGCCAAGUAGACACUGUGGAAGAGGAUCCUUUAAAUUCUGGAGAUGAUGUUAGUGAACAGGAUGUGCCAGACCUGUUUGACACAGAUAAUGUCAUUGUCUGUCAGUAUGAUAAGAUUCAUCGAAGCAAGAACAGAUGGAAAUUCUAUUUGAAAGAUGGUGUUAUGUGUUUUGGAGGGAGAGACUAUGUGUUUGCAAAAGCCAUUGGUGAGGCCGAGUGGUAAACCUUAUGAACUCUGCACAUGAGUUUUGUGAACCUCACUGGGACUCUGUAUGUUUCGUAGCGUGACCUGUAUCUUUAUUUUAUAUAUAGUCCAUCACAGAGCUCCUCAAU
Nannospalax galili (Upper Galilee mountains blind mole rat) is the source of this 1531-nucleotide messenger RNA. RefSeq names its product general transcription factor IIA subunit 1 like (gene Gtf2a1l). Bases 9 to 1421 code for a protein of 470 amino acids. Gene Ontology annotation, cellular component: transcription factor TFIIA complex. The transcript is spliced from 9 exons. Lineage: Eukaryota; Metazoa; Chordata; Mammalia; Rodentia; Spalacidae. Gene Ontology annotation, biological process: transcription initiation at RNA polymerase II promoter; transcription by RNA polymerase II. The record is from RefSeq and is a predicted model, not a curated record.